Ogataea angusta is the source of this 660-nucleotide messenger RNA. RefSeq lists its product as uncharacterized. Gene Ontology annotation, molecular function: ATP binding; protein serine/threonine kinase activity. Bases 1 to 660 code for a protein of 219 amino acids. Gene Ontology annotation, cellular component: nucleus. Gene Ontology annotation, biological process: protein phosphorylation; intracellular signal transduction. The transcript is spliced from 2 exons. Lineage: Eukaryota; Fungi; Ascomycota; Pichiomycetes; Pichiales; Pichiaceae. The record is from RefSeq and is a predicted model, not a curated record.
AUGGAAUUUAUAAAACGUUUCAAAACCGAAUCUUUGAUCUGGUCGCUUUUGAACCACGAGCGAAUUGCACCAUUGCUGGAUUUCAAGUUCACUGACAAUUCUUUCUUCCUGCUGACGGAGAAAUAUAGCUCUGGGUCGCUUUUUGAUCUGGUGAAGCAAUGGGAGUCAGCUAACGAUCCGCAACGCUUGCACCGAAUUGUGACCUUUUUGACUGACAUUUGUUCUGGACUGCAGUACAUGCACAGUUUGGGAAUUUAUCACGGAGACGUGAAGUUGGAAAAUUGUCUUCUUUCAAAUGGCAGAGUUGUGCUCUGCGAUUUUGGGAUGGCUAAUUUCUACAGCAGAGACACCAAGGCGCUGAUCAAAAUACCUGACCUUUCUAGACGAAUCUUGGAUGAGACUGUCGUGCCCUCUUCGCCUUAUAACAUAUCGACGGGCUCGUCGCACUCGUACCGCAACUCUCCGUUGUCCUCUGUUGCCAACACGCCCACUCCCCGCUCCCCACGCUCCUCAGCAACGGCAUCGACCACAUCUUCCUACAACAGUGCUCGCUUACCUGAUACGCACAUCGGUUCACUUCCAUACUCUUCGCCGGAGAUCUUGCGACCUAAUCCUCCUGCCCUUGAUCAUCUAACGGAUUCCCACGGCUCAAGCUCAUGA